AUGCAAUUUGGAAUUAGACUUCUAAAUGAAAGAAGGUUGAGAAUAAAUAAGCAGGAUUUGACAUUACUAUAUAAAAUUUUACAUGCUUACGUUAUUGACAAUGCUCUGAUAACUAUAACCGAUGCAAUUAAUGCAAGGCUUCAGUGGCAGAUCGAGAUAAAGUAUCACGAUGCAUUUCGCUUCACUACGCAACGAAUUGUUUUCGUCGUUGCUUUUGCCUAUUUCCUCGAACAUCAUUCGCUAAUUAGCCGUAAUAUUAUUGCUAAUUUAAUUGGAUUGGAAACGGAUCCCUUAAAAGGGGCACACCUCGAUCUUGAAGAUUAUUUACAAGGAAUUCUUAAUCUUGCGAGUGAAUUAGUCCGAUACGCUGUAAAUGCAUUCGUCGCUGGCGACAAUAAGAAACCCUUCCAGAUUGCCGAUUUUGUAACUUUGAUUGAUACAAACUUCCGCCUUUUAAAUCUUAAAAACGAUGUAUUAAGAAGACGUUACGAUGUCUUGAAAUAUGAUGUACAGAAAGCGGAACAAAUGGUAUUUGAUCUCACAGUUCGUGGUUUUAAGCGGCCGUGA
Dracunculus medinensis (Guinea worm) is the source of this 567-nucleotide messenger RNA. Lineage: Eukaryota; Metazoa; Nematoda; Chromadorea; Rhabditida; Dracunculidae. The record is from the annotation of a GenBank genome assembly.